AUGUCUGGAUCAAUUUUAAAAUAUGUUGCACCUUCAACAUCUACCGCAGUAGGAGAAAGUGCUGAAGACGUUCAGUCUGUUGAAUCCAGAGGUGAAAUGCCUGAAGUAUCUUCUCAAGAAGCUUCAUAUGUGAAAGCGCAAGAAUUGGAGAAGAUCAUUUUAUCUUCAAGCGGUGAAAGUGAUGUAGAUGAAGGAGAUGCCAGCAGAAGCCUGCAUCAGCAAGACUCUGAUGAUGAUGAAGAAGAAGAGGAGACUGUUCGACUGUCAGUUUAUUCUGAUGUUGCUGCUUGGCCAGUUCCAGUUCCAGAUGUUUUAAGAGUGGACCUUAUUAAGAGGGGAAGUGAACCUUUCCAAAAUAGAGAUGGGCCAUUCAGUCCUGUUGAAAGGCAAGGAGAGAAAUCAAAAGGGAAGAGUCAACAGCUGACCACUGCAUGGCUCUAUAAGGCUCUGCCUAAUGGCGAAAAAAUUCUUAGAAUGUGGAUGGUGUACUCUCCAUCAAAACAAAGUUUGUUUUGUUUUUGCUGCAGACUUUUUGCUGUUGAUGACAAAGUAACAGGGGCAUCCAGUUUUGUUACUGGGUUUCAAUUGUGGUGGAAGCUGAACACAAAGGUGUCUGAUCAUGAGGCUUCUGAGCAGCAUCUUACAUGCUUGGAGAAAUGGAAGACCUUGAGAGCAGGAGUGAAGCUACAAAAAUGCCUUGAUCAUGUCCAUCAAACAACAGUGGACAGAGAAAAAAGGAAACGGAGGGAUAUUUUGCAUCGCCUUUUGGAUGUAACUUUGGUUCUGGCUCACCAGAAUCUUCCCUUUCGUGGUCAUAGAGAGACCAUGUCAUCUGCAAACAAAGGCAACUUCCUCGAAUUGGUAGAAUUGCUCUCAAACUAUGAUCCCAUUUUAAAGGAACAUGUAUGUACGUAGUGGGGAAUCGCGAUGGAUCCUAGCACAAAUCUAAACCCAUUUACCCCCCCCCCAUAACGAAAGACCACUUAGUAUGGAUGAACAGGCCACAGCAUUUAUUAUCACAAACUAAAUUACUGCAUAACACAUCCAUAACUUUAUUUAUUAAAUCUCUUCUUUCUGUAACCAAAACGUUAGACAUAAAUAAGCAUAAAUUAACAUACAUACAUAUAUAACUCCACCCAUAGUGUUAUACAGUGACCCAACCGUCCUUGCCAAUAAACAUACAGUGGUUCCUAAUCACCACUUCCUCUCACCUCCCCCCUCGUCAUAAAAAUCAUAUAUUUCCAAUGCCCGCCAUCAGCCGACCUUAUCCAUGCUCGAUGGGCACGACACCUCAGGCAACCUAAUGUUUAACCUUUUGAAGCAGGGGAGGUUGAGACCUAAAAAAACUUGUUCAUCUCAUUCCAUAUACUUAAACGUAACCACUCAAACUCAAUUGGCAAGGACAUACCCCCGGCUAGCUGUGACGAAAUAUACCAAUAGUACGGGCGGGAGGGAAGCUGUUUGCUGGCCCGAAUCCCAAGUGGCACUGAGGUAAGACCUCCCCCACACUAAUUUACACAGAACAUAAUCCCACCCACACACUCUUUUAACCCCUUAAGGACCAAAUUUCUGGAAUAAAAGGGAAUCAUGACAUGUCACACAUGUCAUGUAUCCUUAAGGGGUUAAACCGAUCCCAUGCAUCUAUCCCCACACUCCUACAUGUGCCCUUGUCCGCUUAGCUGCGCUAUCUCCCCAGGGCCUUUUCAUGAGGCUGAAACAUGCUGUUGCAUCUGGAAAGAGAAUGACUUCCUAUUUCUCUCCAAAAAUUCAGAACGAAUUAAUUUGUCUUUUGGGAAAUCAUGUGAAGGCCAAAAUAGUGGCUGAUAUCAAGAAAGCAAAGUACUUUGGGAUUCUUUUUGACAGCACCCCUGAUGUGUCCCACACUGAUCAGAUGUGUGAAGUGUUCACAUAUGUUCAUAUCGAAGGGGACCAUGUUGAAGUAAAGAAAUCAUUCUUGGGCUUCUUUCCUGUUGCUGAAAAGACUGCUGCUGAGCUCACAGAAAAUAUCCUGCAACAUGUGGAGGAAGAUGGACUAGACAUAAGCCUUUGCCGUUGUCAAGGAUAUGAUACUGCUGCAACUAUGGCAGGGAUUCAUGGUGGUGUUCAUGCAAAAAUAAAAGAGAUUAAUCCCAAGGCUUUGUUUAUGCCAUGUGCAAACCAUUCCCUGAACCUAUGUGGGGUGCACUCAUUUGGAAGUGUUGCUUCCUGUGUGACCUUUUUUGGAACAUUGGAGAGAGUGUAUUCCUUUUUUUCGGUUUCUACACAUCGUUGGGAAUUGCUGAUGGAAAAUAUAGGUGUGACAGUGAAAAGACUUUCCCAAACAAGAUGCUGUGAAGCCAGUGAGGGCAAAUUUUGA
Molecule: messenger RNA, 2356 nt
Organism: Pelobates cultripes (western spadefoot toad)
Lineage: Eukaryota; Metazoa; Chordata; Amphibia; Anura; Pelobatidae
Source: the annotation of a GenBank genome assembly